Molecule: messenger RNA, 9375 nt
Organism: Talpa occidentalis (Iberian mole)
Lineage: Eukaryota; Metazoa; Chordata; Mammalia; Eulipotyphla; Talpidae
Gene: HIVEP3
Product: HIVEP zinc finger 3
Exons: 11
Coding region: 1033-8199 (2388 amino acids)
Biological process (GO): regulation of transcription by RNA polymerase II
Cellular component (GO): nucleus
Molecular function (GO): RNA polymerase II cis-regulatory region sequence-specific DNA binding; DNA-binding transcription factor activity, RNA polymerase II-specific
Source: RefSeq, a predicted model, not a curated record
CUCCUGGGAACCAAGUUGGACAGAGUCUUGUUGAACCAACAUUGUAACCAGGAAGAAAAUGAUGUACCAAUGGUUUAGGCCCAAAUCACAUGCUGUACCCCAGAAGUGCACAAGAGGGGUGUUCAUGAAAAAUAUGCACAAAAUCCCGACUGACCGGAAUAAUUCAUGAAGAAGGGGCUGAAUCCGUGGGUCAGAGAACACAGGACCAGUUUGCCAUCCCAAGGCCCAAGGCCUCCCUCCAACACAGUCCUCCAGGCUCUUAGAGAUAUCUGACACAUCCCGACCAUGAGACUUUGGCUGACUUGUGGAAGAAUUCCAGGCACAAACCCGGCAGCCUCAGACUCAUUCAUGGAGGAACCUCAAGAGAUACUGGCCAGGUGAGCGCUCCUUUCCAGAAGAAAGAGCAGAGUGUGAGGUGGGCAGCUGCAGCAGGAGUGGACAUGAACGCUGGUUUUCAAAGAGAACAGCGUUUUAGUUUCGGCCAUCGAAAGUGGUGUCUUCAGCACAGAAGAGCGUGAUUUCCCCUCUGCAGCUCCUGGCCUCCAUCACGGGACUAAAGGGGAGAAGAGGGUGGAGUCCCCCCGGCAUCCAGAGUGGCUUCUCUCGUGCCGGGACCAGCGAUGACUGGGCCAUGCACGCGGACCUCUCCAGCCUUCAACGGUUCACAUAGCACAGCGGGAACUCAUGGGGGGCCACUUGCCACUGCCAACUGAAACAAUACAAUGGCCACAUUGACAUUCUCCGUGACGUUUCCACGACAGACAUUCAGGCAGAAAGUGCUGGUGCGUUUUCUGUCUGCAAAAUAGAGGGCCAUGCCUCACCCACGUAAACAGCUUGGGCCCUGAUGACCUGGUUCGAGUCCACUCGCAGCCAGUGACACUUGCAAAAAAACCUCCCAGAACCAUUUGGGCUUGGCUUCUGCAGCUCUUGACCAAUGUGGCCAAAGCCAGACGCCUCCUUGGGACACUUGGACACGUGAAUGCAGCCUGCCCCGACCCUCCCUGAAUAGCAUCUGACGUCUCCUUGGAGGUCAUGGAUCCUGAACAAAGUGUCAAGGGUACUAAGAAGGUGGAGGGAAGUCCCCGGAAGCGGCUGACCAAAGGAGAGGCCAUCCAGACUAGUGUUUCGUCCAGCACCCCAUACCCAGGCAGCGGCACGGCACCCUCCCAAGAGGGCCCCCUCCAAGAGCUCCUAGCCCCGCAGCCUUUCCUGGGCCCCUCACCAGUUCUUAGGGAAGGCUCUCAGGAGAAAACGGGCCAGCAGCAGAAGCCCCCCAAGAGAUCCUCCAUCGAAGCUUCUGUCCACCUCCCGCAGCUGCCACAGCACCCUCUAACACCAGCAUUCAUGUCGCCCGGCAAACCUGAGCACCUCUUGGAGGGGUCCACAUGGCAGCUGGUCGACCCCAUGAGACCUGGGCCCUCGGGCUCCUUUGGGACCCCUGGGCUCCACCCUCAGAGCCAGCUCCUUCCUUCCCAUGCUUCCAUCAUCCCCCCCGAGGAUAUGCCUGGCAUCCCCAAAGUCUUUGUGCCCCGUCCCCCCCAGGUCUCCCUGAAGCCCACAGAAGAGGCGCACAAGAAGGAGAGGAAACCACAAAAGCCAGGGAAGUACAUCUGCCAGUACUGCAGCCGGCCCUGCGCCAAGCCCAGCGUGCUCCAGAAACACAUCCGCUCUCACACAGGAGAACGGCCCUACCCCUGCGGCCCCUGUGGCUUCUCCUUCAAGACCAAGAGCAACCUCUACAAGCACAGGAAGUCCCAUGCCCACCGCAUCAAAGCUGGGCUGGCCUCAGGUAUGAGCAGUGAGAUGUACCCCCCAGGGCUGGAGAUGGAGAGGAUUCCUGGGGAGGAGUUUGAGGAGCCCACUGAAGGAGAGAGCACAGACUCAGAAGAGGAAACAGGCACCACGUCCGCUCACCCCGCAGAGCUCUCCCCUAGGCCUAAGCACCCCCUCCUGUCCAGCGGUUUGUACAGCUCCGGGAGCCAUGGGUCCGGUCAUGAACGCUGUUCCCUGUCCCAGUCCAGCACAGCCCCAUCGCUUGAGGACCCCGCCCCGUUCUCUGAACCCUCAUCUGAACCCUCCCUGAGCCAUAAACCCGAAGACACUCACACUAUCAAGCAGAAGCUGGCCCUCCGUUUAAGCGAGAGGAAAAAGGUUAUCGAUGAGCAGGCGUUUCUGAGCCCAGGGAGCAAAGGGAGUACAGAAUCUGGGUAUUUCUCCCGCUCUGAGAGUGCCGAGCAGCAGGUCAGCCCCCCGAACACCAACGCCAGGUCCUACGCUGAGAUCAUCUUCGGCAAGUGUGGGCGGAUUGGGCAGCGGACCACCAUGCUGCCAGCCACCUCCGCCCAGCCCCUGCUCCCCCUGUCCACUGAAGACAAGCCCAGCCUGGUACCUUUGUCUGUGCCCCGGACGCAGGUGAUCGAGCACAUCACCAAGCUCAUCACCAUCAAUGAGGCGGUGGUGGACACCAGCGAGAUAGACAGUGUGAAGCCGAGGAGGAGCUCGCUGUCCCGGCGCAGCAGCAUGGAGUCCCCCAAAUCCAGCCUCUUCCGGGACCCCCUGUCAUCCCACAGUGAGAAAGCAAAACCGGAACAAUCGCUGCUGAGCCUCCAGCACCCGCCCAGCACCACUCCCCCCGUGCCUCUGCUGAGAAGCCACUCAAUGCCUUCUGCUGCCUGCACCCUCAGCACCACCCCGCAUCCCACCUUCCGGGGGAGCUACUCCUUCGACGACCAUGUCACCGACUCGGAAGCCCUGAGCCGCACCAGUCAAGUGUUUACCUCCCACCCCCGGAUGCUCAAGCGCCAGCCGGCCAUCGAACUACCUUUGGGGGGAGAGUACAGUUCCGAGGAGCCAGGGCCAAGUAGCAAAGACACAGCCUCCAAACCCGUAGACGAACCGGAGCCCAAGGAGAGUGAGCUCAGCAAAAAGACCAAGAAAGGUUUGAAAACAAAAGGGGUGAUCUAUGAAUGUAACAUAUGUGGUGCUCGGUACAAGAAAAGGGACAACUAUGAAGCCCAUAAAAAAUACUACUGCUCAGAGCUCCAGAUCGCAAAACCUGUCUCUGCAGGUGCUCACCCGUCUUCAGAAACCGAAAAGAGUCAGGCUGAGCAUGAGCCCUGGUCCCAGAUGAUGCAUUAUAAACUGGGGACCACCUUGGAGCUCACUCCACUGAGGAAGAGGAGAAAAGAGAAGAGCCUUGGGGACGAAGAAGAAACGCCUGCCUUUGAGUCGACAAAAAGUCAGUUUGGCAGCCCCAGGUUAUCUGACACUGCACGGAACCUUCCCCUGGAGUCCGCCAAGUCACCAGCAGAACCAAGUAAGUCAGUGCCCUCCCUGGAGGGGCCCCCGGGCUUCCAAGCAAGGACUCCCAAGCCAGGGUCUGGUUCAGAAUCAGGGAAGGAGAGAAGAACAACGUCCAAAGAAAUUUCUGUCAUCCAGCACACCAGCUCCUUUGAGAAGUCUGAUUCUCUGGAGCAGCCCAGUGGCUUGGAAGGGGAAGACAAGUCUCCAGCCCCAUUCUCGUCACCACCACCCACCCCACAUGGACGCCCAGCUCAUUCCCUGCAGCCCAAAUUGGUCCGCCAGCCCAACAUCCAAGUUCCAGAGAUCCUGGUGACCGAGGAGCCCGACCGCCCCGACACAGAGCCUGAACCGCCCCCGAAGGAACCGGAGAAGACAGAGGAGUUCCAGUGGCCCCAGCGCAGCCAGACACUUGCCCAGCUCCCAGCUGAGAAGCUGCCACCCAAGAAGAAGAGACUGCGCCUGGUGGAGAUGGCCCAAUCGUCAGGGGAGUCCAGCUUUGAGUCCUCCGUGCCUCUGUCUCGCAGCCCGAGCCAGGAGAGUGGUGUCUCUCUGAGCGGGUCCAGCCGCUCAGCCUCAUUCGACAGGGAUGACCAUGGAAAAGCAGAGGCCCCCGGGCUCUCUUCGGACACACGCUCCAAACUUCUGGGCUCCCACAUGUUGACUGUCCCCAGCCACCACGCACACACCCGAGAGAUGCGGAGGUCAGCCUCAGAGCAGAGCCCCAACGUUUCCCAUCUCACCCAUAUGACCGAGACUCGCAGCAAAUCAUUUGAUUAUGGCAGCCUGUCCUUGACAGGCCCUCCUGUGCCAGCCCCAGCGGCCCCAGCAGUGCUCGCAGCCCCGCCAGAAAGAAGAAAAUGCUUUUUGGUGAGACAGGCUUCUCUGAGCCGCCCUCCAGAAACUGACCCAGAGACCACCCCUAAGGGAAGACAGGAGAGUGAGGAACAAAAGCCCUCAUCCAGCAAACCUUUAACCAAAAGCUCAUUGCCCCAGAUUUCCUCAGCGGCCACCUCGCACAGUGGGCACCCAGGGGGCAAGAGCCAGGUGCAGGACCUGCCCCCACUGGGGUCCACUCCACCCUACACAGAAGCUCUGCAGGUGUUCCACCACCCCAUCGCUCAGCUCCCCCUGCAUGAGAAACCAUAUCUGCCCCCACCUGUCUCCCUCUUCUCCUUCCAGCACCUCCUGCAGCAUGAGCCAGGACAGUCUUCAGAAUUCUUCUCCACACAGGCCAUGUCCAGCCUCCUUUCCUCACCAUACUCCAUGCCCCCGCUCCCUCCCUCUUUAUUUCAAGCCCCACCACUUCCUCUCCAACCUACUGUUCUGCACCCAGGCCAACUCCAUCUUCCCCAGCUCAUGCCCCACCCAGCCAGCAUCCCCUUUCGGCAGCCCCCUUCAUUUCUCCCCAUGCCAUACCCUGCCUCCUCAGCACUCUCUUCUGGGUUUUUCCUGCCUCUGCAAUCCCAGUUUACCCUUCAGGUCCCCGGCGAUGUGGAAAGUCAUCUGCCCCAGAUUAAAACUAGCCUGGCCCCACUGGCAACAGGAACUUCUGGCCUCUCCCCCAGCACAGAGUACAGCAGUGAUGUCCAGUUGCCCCCUGUGACUCCCCCAGCCAGCUCCUCAGCUCCCACAUCAGCCCCUCUGCUGGCCCUACCAGCCUGUCCAGAUACCAUGGUGUCCUUGGUUGUGCCCGUCCGCAUUCAGACCAAUAUGCCAUCCUACGGGAGCGCCAUGUACACCACCCUCUCCCAGAUCCUGGUCACUCAGUCCCAAGGCAACUCAGCAACCAUGGCUCUUCCCAAAUUUGAGGAACUGCCAUGCAAAGGGACUGUAUGUGGCACAAAUGUGUAUGAGGUUGGGCCUGGCCCAGCUGGGGUCAGUGAAGAGAAGAGCAGAGGUUUCCCGACUCCAUACCUGAGAGUGCCUGAACGAAAAGGCACUUCCCUGACAACAGAUAGUGCGUUGAGCCUGGAGGGGAGUUCAUCAACAGUGGGGGGAAGCAAACGUGUCCUUUCACCAGCUGGCAGUCUUGAACUUACUAUGGAAACCCAGCAGCAAAAAAGAGUGAAGGAAGAGGAAGCUUCCAAGGCAGAUGAAAAAUUAGAGCUGGUAAAACCAUGCAGUGUGGUGCUUACCAGCACUGAAGAUGGUAAGAGGCCAGAGAAAUCCCACUUGGGCAGCCAAGGACAGGGAAGGAAGGAGCUAGAAAUGCUGUCCAGUCUAACCUCAGACCCCUCUGACCCUGAGGAAAUUCCUCCCCUUAAUCGACCCCUAUUGCCUCAUGUGACAGCCCCAGGCACAGAGACUUUGAAAGACUAUACCCAGCCAUCUGGUAAACCUCACCGGAGAGGAUUGACCCCCCUGAGCGUGAAGAAAGAAGAUUCCAAGGAACAACCUGACCUCCCUCCACUGGCACCUCCCAGCUUGCCGCCUCUGUCUGAAACAUCCCCCAGACCAGCCAAGUCUCAAGAAGGUACGGACUCAAAGAAGGUACUGCAGUUCCCCAGCCUCCACACGACCACUAAUGUCAGUUGGUGCUAUUUAAACUACAUUAAGCCAAAUCACAUCCAGCAUGCAGAUAGGAGGUCCUCUGUUUACGCUGGUUGGUGCAUAAGUUUGUACAACCCCAACCUUCCGGGGGUUUCCACUAAAGCUGCUUUGUCCCUCCUGAGGUCUAAGCAGAAGGUGAGCAAAGAGACAUACACCAUGGCCACAGCUCCGCAUCCUGAGACAGGAAGGCUUGUGCCAUCCAGCUCCCGCAAGCCCCGCAUGACAGAGGUUCACCUCCCUUCGCUGGUUUCCCCAGAAGGCCAGAAAGAUAUAGCUAGAGUGGAAAAGGAAGAAGAGAAGCGAGGGAAGCCAGAGGAGGACACUCCUGCCUCCAAGAGAGGGGAGCCUGCGAGGAUCAAAAUCUUCGAAGGAGGGUACAAAUCAAACGAAGAGUAUGUAUAUGUGCGAGGCCGCGGCCGAGGGAAAUAUGUUUGUGAGGAGUGUGGAAUUCGCUGCAAGAAGCCCAGCAUGCUGAAGAAACACAUCCGCACCCACACUGACGUCCGGCCCUAUGUGUGCAAGCACUGUCACUUUGCUUUUAAAACCAAAGGGAAUCUGACUAAGCACAUGAAGUCGAAGGCCCAUAGCAAAAAGUGCCAAGAGACGGGGGUGCUGGAGGAGCUGGAAGCCCAAGAAGGAACCAGUGAUGACCCGUUCCAGGACUUGGAAGGGCGAGAGGGCUCAGAGGCCGUGGCGGAGCACCAGUUUUCAGACCUGGAGGACUCGGACUCAGAUUCAGACCUGGACGAAGAUGAGGAUGAGGAGGAGGAGGAGAGCCAGGACGAGCCUUCUGGAACGUCCUUGGAGGCACCCCCACCAGGCCCACCAGACUCCUCGCCCGUUCAGGGCCCUCAGCCCCCAGACACCGCCUCUGGUGACCAGGCCACACAGGGCAGCUCUGUCUCAGAAGUCAAGCCCUUGGUAGCUGGCAGUUGCUCCACAUCCAGCCAAAGUAUCCUGUGCCUCCCCUGGCUGGGACCAGCCCCUUCAGGCCCCAUGGAGAAGGACACAGGCUUGGCCCUGAGCCCCAAGACCACGUCCCCAAGAGGGUCAUGGUCCCCAAGCAAAGAAACGGCCAGCCGCCCACCGCUCAUCCACAAACACUCACUAACCAAAAGUGACAUGUCUCCCCAGCAACAUUCACCGGCCCGGGAGUCACAGGCCUCAGCCCCAAGCCCGCCUGGCACCCAGAUAGGCCCUCAUCCUUGUGGGUCUCCAAGACUCGAGCUGUCUCCUCUCACCCGCCGCCCCCUGGGAAGGGAACUGCCCCCUGGAGUGCAUCUGCCCCCGGAACGCGAGCGUGCCACAGACCCAGGCCCCCCCCGACAUUCGCCCACCAGGAGAUGGUCUCCGGGCCAGACUAAGUCACCGCCACCAUCAGCGCUGCCAGGAAAGUGGGCCUUGGCCGGGCCCGGCAGCCCCUCGGCGGGUGAGCCCGGCCCAGGCUCGGGGCUGGCCCCGCGGGCUCUCUUCCUGCCCGUGCCUCUACCUCACAAGCUCCUCGGCAGAAGCCCCGAGACCUGUGCCUCCACAUGGCAGAAGGUCGAGUCCCGAAGUCCCUCCUGCUCACCUGGCCCUGCUCAUCCUCUCUCCUCCCGAACCUUCUCCGCCCCCCACGACUUCCACGGCCACUCCCCAUCCCGGACAGAGGAGAACAUCUUCAGCCACCUGCCCCUGCACUCCCAGCACUUGACCCGUGCCCCGUGCCCCUUGAUUCCCAUCGGUGGGAUCCAGAUGGUGCAGGCCCGACCAGGGGCCCACCCUCCCCUGCUGCCGGGCCCCACUGCGGCCUGGGUCAGUGGCUUCUCAGGGGGUGGCAGCGACCUAACAGGGGCCCGGGAAGCCCAGGAGCGAGGCCGCUGGAGUCCCACCGAGAGCUCGUCUGCCUCCGUGUCCCCCGUGGCUAAGGUCUGCAAGUUCACACUCUCCUCGGAGCUGGAGGACAGGGACUACCCCAAGGAGAGGGAGAGGACUAGCAGGGGCCUGGGCAGACCUCCCGACUGGGAGCCCCGUGUGGCUGAGGUGCCGGCAGAGCCCACACACAGCCUCUGUACCCCGCCCGAGGCCUUGCCCUGGCCACCCCGGGGCCACCGGCCAGAGUCCUGGAGCCCCCGCUUGGAGUCACCACACACGGUGGCUCACCCCAAGGCCUCUGCCAUCCCGCCGCUGGACCGAAGCAGUUCCGUGGGCUGCCUGGCCGAGGCUUCCUCCCGCUUCCCUGCCCGGAGGAGGAGGAACCUCUCUGGGGAACCCAGGACCAGUCAGGGCUCCCCCGAGCCCUCAGGAAGUGGGGAGCCUGGGGCAUCUCCACACCAGCCGGAGUAUAGGGGCUCCCCAAACACGUAGCCUCUCUCCGGCCGCUUCGGCACCUGGCUUCCGGUGUUCGGCAACAGACAUUUCCAGACAACUUCCUUCCUCAGUUCGUCUUGCUCCCAUGGGCUCCCUCUCAUCUGUCCAUCUGUCCAGGCAGCUUCUGCGCAGCUCCCAUCUGUGAUAGCGUCCCACGUAUGCAGUUACCUGUGCCUUUUUCUAGACCUUUUGUUGCUUGAAAAGAAACAAAACACAAACACACACACAUAUACACACACAAAACCCACAAGGAGUUUGAGGCUGUGAAUAUUUUGUGCUUUUUUGAGAAAGGGCGCAGGUGGGGGCCUCACCCUCAGCCGCGGAAGCUGCGGCCACCGACCCCCGAGGCUGGCCAGGGGCAGCCCAUCGCUGAGGGAGAGGGUAUGCACUGAGGGAGGAAAAAAGCAAGAAAUUUUAAAAUAUCUAUCAUUAAAUAUGAAAGCAAGCUCUCCUCUGUACAGAUCUUUAUGGUUCCUAUUUAUUGCCGCUGUAUCCCACCCCAGAUAGUGGUCAGCCCUCUCGCUAGCAGAAAGCCCAGUGGCCCCAGGCAGGGGGACACAACCUAGGCAGGAAGACCCCACACGCCUCUAUGGGCAGGCUCAGAAAAAUCCAACUUUCUUCCCCCCAAGAAAAAUUUUGAGAAUGUUGCCUUUCCUAGGACUUCAUCAAAAAUAAGAGAUGAAGGUAGAAGGCGGGAGCUGGCUGGUUCCCUCAGGGCUCCCGAAUGGCCAGAUGUCGGAGUCAUGGACCCAUCCUGGCGUUUGGCCGGUGGGCUCCUAGCCCCCACCCACGACCUCCCACGGCACCCCUGCUCCGAGCCCCUAACUGGGAGAGGAGCCCUCGGUUCAUCCCCUGGUUCUUGAGCACCUGACUUGGGCCUCGCUGUCUGGACGCCAGCCAUGGGCUGCGUUCCCUGUUCUAGAAGUUGCCGGCAAGGCUGAAGUGGCAGGAUCCAAGCCCAAGGGUGCAGAUCAAGGCCUGCACCUGAGGCCGGGGCUCAGGUUUCAUGUCCUAUUUGGUCCCUGGGAUACAAAGGGCGCUGUUUCCUCCUGAGCUGGGCGUUUGCAGGGAUCUGGGUCCCUUUUUUGCAGCAGAACGGGCCCCCUGCCCCCACCCCACACACUGCACCCAAGGAUGUGCUGACACCAUGCCCGGUGGGAACCGCCCAUGUCU